This is a messenger RNA of Sporothrix brasiliensis 5110, 1722 nucleotides long. RefSeq names its product phosphotyrosyl phosphatase activator. Gene Ontology annotation, cellular component: cytoplasm; nucleus; protein phosphatase type 2A complex. NCBI's taxonomy places the organism in Eukaryota, Fungi, Ascomycota, Sordariomycetes, Ophiostomatales, Ophiostomataceae. The record is from RefSeq and is a predicted model, not a curated record. Gene Ontology annotation, biological process: mitotic spindle organization. Gene Ontology annotation, molecular function: protein tyrosine phosphatase activator activity; peptidyl-prolyl cis-trans isomerase activity. The transcript has a single exon. Bases 1 to 1722 code for a protein of 573 amino acids.
AUGCCGGCGCAGGCGCCGGCACCGCCUGCCACUACGUCAACAGCGCCAACAGCGUCAACUGCAUCGCCUUCCAACUUGCUUCCUCCUCCACCUCGACCGUCGCCAUCACAAACGACCACGCAGUCUCUGCCGUCUAUGCCGAAGCUCGACGUCCUUCCUCCCAACAGCGACACAGCCCCGCACACCUUCCUCCAUCCCUCAAAACGCAUCAACGACGGGCCCGACGUCGCCCGCUUCCUCGUCUCCAAGGCCUACCGCGACAUUGGCCUGUUUGUCAUGCAGCUGAACCACGCGCUGUGCCCGCGACGGAAACACCCGCCACCGGCAUCGACAGACACGGCUUCUGUACCUGCUGCAUCAUUAGCAGCAGCCGCGCGGCCGACGCCGUCUACCACGACGCUCUUUACCCUCCAAUCCCCCAAACGCAGCGACGACCCGCCGUCGGUGCAGCGGCUGCUGGCGCUGCUGGCCCGCGUCGCCGCCAUCAUCGACGAGGCGCCGCCGGACCCAGGUCCGCGACGGUUUGGCAACGUCAGUUUCCGGGCGUGGCACCGGCUGGUGGCCGAGCGCGUCGAGGGCGGACUGCUGGAGGAGUACAUCGCACUGGGUCGUGGGUUUGCCGCAGCGGAACGGGACAGCGGUACCUCGGGCGACGCCAAGCACGACGCCAAGCACGACGCCAACCCCGCGCAGGCCAUGGACGAGAUCAGGGCCUACUUUCUCGGCGCCUUUGGCAGCGCCCAGCGCCUCGACUACGGCACCGGGCACGAGCUCAGCUUCCUGGCGUUCCUCGGGUGCCUCUGGAAGCUGGGCGUCUUUGCCGACGGCGACGCCGGCGCGGACGGCGAGGCCGUCGAGCGCAGCCUCGUGCUGGGCGUGCUCGAGCCGUACCUGCGCGUGGUGCGCCGGCUGAUCCUGACCUACACGCUGGAGCCCGCCGGCUCGCACGGCGUCUGGGGCCUCGACGACCACUCGUUCUUGCCCUACAUCUUCGGGUCGGCGCAGCUGACGCGGCCCAUUGGCCUGCUGGGGCGCGAGGCCAUGCCGCAGGACGGCUCCGCGCCGCGCGUGCCCAAGCCCGCGGACAUUGUCAAGCCGGACGUGGUCGCCGCGCAGCGCGAGUGCAACCUCUACUUCUCGGCCGUGGGCUUCAUCAACGACGUGAAGCGGGGGCCGUUUUGGGAGCACAGCCCCAUUCUGUACGACGUGUCGGGCAUCCAGGACGGCUGGGGCAAGAUCAACAAGGGCAUGAUCAAAAUGUUCAAUGCCGAGGUGCUGUCCAAGUUCCCCGUCGUGCAGCACUUUGUGUUUGGAUCGCUGUUUUCGUGGGACGAGGACGCGGCCGCCGCGGCGCCCGUGCCGACGGUACACAUGACGAACCAUCCACUGGCGACGGCCGCCGUGGCAGAGUCGCUCCGGACCCCAGCAACGGCGCCGACACCAUCCGCAGGGCCGGCCGGCGGAGCAGCACCGGUGGCGACAGGUGCACCGUGGGCACAGGCCACGCGGAUGCCAGGUGCCGUGCCCGGCAGCUUGCCAGGACCUGGCAUUCCCUACUCACGGGUGCCUGCAGGGACGGCCCGACCCGGUGCUGCACGGUCUACGGGCCCCAUGACGGCCACUCGGGUCCCGCCGCCACCGACUGCCCUCCCACGGCCGGCUGCAGAGAGCUCUGCAGCAGGACAGGAUGUGGUUGUUACAAAGGCUCCGUGGGCGACAUAG